AUGACUCUUGGUGACUCUAUUCGCAAAGGCGUGGGUAUGGUCCACGGAACCGGCGAGGCGAUCCGCGGCAAUGCCAUGUCCAUUGUCGACGAAGCGAGCGGCGAUAAGGCGAGCGCAGUCAAGAACCAGGAGAUCGCCAACAAGGGUGUCGACGAGUGGGAUCAAGGCUACCGAGGCCACGCUGCCAGCGCUGGUGUCACUCCUGCCGACGCCGAUGCCCACCGCGAACGCAUGAACACGACCGAAACCACAGCCACAAACUACGGCUCGCACAACUCAAACAUUGGCAAUAAGGUCGAUCCCAGGUACGACUCGGAUAUGGACCACAGGGGAACUGCGACGGGUUCGACAAACGCUGGACCGCAUUCGACCAACGUUGGCAACAAGCUCGACCCACGCUUCGACUCGGAUGUAGACCAUCGUGCUGAUCCUACAUCCAACGUUGGCGGUACGGGAUACGAGACACCUGAGAAAGACUUCGGGUGGCAGCCCUCGCAAGGGUUUGACCACGCCUGGCAUCCACCACACGAACACCGGCAUAACCCAAACUCUCACCACGAGCAUCGCGGCUCAAUUGGCAGUUCGUCCGGACUAGAGGCUGCGAACAAACUUGAUCCGAUAUUCGUCGCCGGGCCUGACGAAGAAUCAAUGAAGUACGCAGACCACCCUAACAUUCACCGUCUCCGAGGCUCAAUAAGUGGCGUGUCCGGCCUUGAGGCUGCCCAGAAACUCCACCCUCCCCAAGAAGCAACAGCCCGUCUCCCAGACGAAGUAUCGGCUCGUGGCCCCGGCUACAGCCAAUCUGAUCCAUCCUAUCACCAACCAAUACCUACGCAUCAAAGCAGUGUUCUGACCAUGCUCGAGGCGGACGUUAACUCGGAACAAUACCAUCCGCUAAACCGCGCUACUACAGAGCCUGUGUCCCAGUACAAUGAUCGCAACGAGAAUCCAUCGCAGUUAGAAUCGGGAGGAUACUCCCCGGAUUCAGACGCUGAGUUACAUCGCCAGUCACACCGACGAAGCCGUAAGUUCUCUCUCCGAGUGCCGAAGAAUCUUGCACCUGCUGGUAGUAUACCAAGUGGCAUGUGCAAAGGCGUCAAGCGUCUGGCAAUUUGGAAUGAAUCGUUCGCUGAUACACUGGGACUCUAG
This is a messenger RNA of Alternaria atra, 1149 nucleotides long. RefSeq lists its product as uncharacterized. The record is from RefSeq and is a predicted model, not a curated record. Bases 1 to 1149 code for a protein of 382 amino acids. The transcript has 3 exons. NCBI's taxonomy places the organism in Eukaryota, Fungi, Ascomycota, Dothideomycetes, Pleosporales, Pleosporaceae.